AUGGAGGGCCUCAACAAUGGCGACACCGCAUGGAUGGCCAUGUCCUGUGCGCUGGUUCUCUUCAUGACACCCGGGCUAGCCUUCUUCUAUGGAGGUUUAGUCCGCGACAGCAACAUCGUGAACACCAUGAUGAUGUUGCUCGGCAUGUUUGCCGACAGCCAAGAAGCAACAGCAGCCAAACGCUUGAGAAAGAUCUGCGAACAGUCCAUCAUCUCGAUGGGACUCACGACCAUCACGUGGCUGGUGUUCGGCUUCAGCUGGUCCUUCGACGAGUGGGGUGCAGGCAAGGGCUUCACGUACGUCGGCUUCCGUCAUCUGGACAAGGUCUGGCCCGACACCACCAUGCCAGGCCUAGGAGUUCUGGGCAAGCGACAGAUCAUGCUUAACCUUCGCCGUCUUCCAGAUGACCUUCGCUACUCGGUUGGAUACGGGCAUCAGGCCAUCAUUGCUGCGGCGAUCAUUUCGGGCGCUGUGGUGGAGCGCAUUCGGUUCUCGGCGUAUGCCAUUUUCAUCGUCGUCUGGGUCCUUGCGGUGUACGUGCCCCUGUGCCACUGGAUCUGGGGCGGCGGCUGGAUCGCCGAGAUGGGCGCCAAGGACUUUGCUGGCGGCACAGUGGUCCACAUCAGCUCGGGUACUUCAGCCUUUGCGCUCGCGUCGCUUCUGGGUGAGCGCAAGCACCGAGCGGAGUCCUUUCCCAGCAACCUGCCCUUCGUCAUUUUGGGCGGCGGCAUCCUGUGGCUUGGAUGGACCGGCUUCAACGGCGGAUCCGCCUUCGCUGCCAACGGAGACUGCGCCUUGGCUGUGGCAACCACGUACAUCGCGGCGGCUGCGGCCAUGAUCACUUGGAUCACGGUGGAGCGCAUCCUGGACGGGGCCCCCACGUCCGUCGGUGCCAUGUCCGGCGCGGUGGCGGGACUUGUGAACAUCACCCCGUGCGCCGGCUUCGUGGAGCCUCUGGGUGCUCUGGGGGUUGGGGCUAUUGGCGCCCUGUGCUGCAUCUUCGCAGCUCGUGGGCUGAAGAGGCUGAACCUCGUGGACGACUCGCUGGACUGCUUCAGCCUCCACGGAGUCGGAGGCUUUGCGGGCGCCAUCCUUGGCGGCUUCUUCGAUUCUGGGGAUGGCUUGAUCUACGGCAACGAUGGAAUGCUGCUGGUGAAGAACCUCGCCGGCGCCGCUUUCGGCGUUGUCUACUCCGCAGCCAUCACGGCGGUGAUCUUCUUCCUCAUGCGCCUCGUGAUGCGCAUGAGGGUCAGCGAGGAGCAGGAGCUGGAAGGCGAAGCGAUGUUUGCAAGCGUGUCGCCUGUGGCGGGUAAGUUCCUGGUUGCCUACGGCAAGAACGAGAACUCGGGCAAGCCCAACGCUUUCGGCGAGCACUCCCAGCGCUUCAAGCCCGAGGAGGCCCCGACGCUUCUGACAAGUGCCCCAGCCGCGGCUGCCACAGAGAAGCCCACUGCCACGGAGGUCCAUCCUGGAGACCCAAGUUUCAAAGUGAUGCUGCACAGGCGCUGCACGGUAACCUGCACUAGCAUCAGCUUGGUCGAAGGGAUGGAGGGCCUCAACAAUGGCGACACGCAUGGAUGGUCCAUCAUCUCGAUGGGACUCACGACCAUCACGUGGCUGGUGUUCGGCUUCAGCUGGUCCUUCGACGAGUGGGGUGCAGGCAAGGGCUUCACGUACGUCGGCUUCCGUCAUCUGGACAAGGUCUGGCCCGACACCACCAUGCCAGGCUUAACCUUCGCCGUCUUCCAGAUGACCUUCGCCAUCAUUGCUGCGGCGAUCAUUUCGGGCGCUGUGGUGGAGCGCAUUCGGUUUUCGGCGUAUGCCAUUUUCAUCGUCGUCUGGGUCCUUGCGGUGUACGUGCCCCUGUGCCACUGGAUCUGGGGCGGCGGCUGGAUCGCCGAGAUGGGCGCCAAGGACUUUGCUGGCGGCACAGUGGUCCACAUCAGCUCGGGUACUUCAGCCUUUGCGCUCGCGUCGCUUCUGGGUGAGCGCAAGCACCGAGCGGAGUCCUUUCCCAGCAACCUGCCCUUCGUCAUUUUGGGCGGCGGCAUCCUGUGGCUUGGAUGGACCGGCUUCAACGGCGGAUCCGCCUUCGCCGCCAACGGAGACUGCGCCUUGGCUGUGGCAACCACGUACAUCGCGGCGGCUGCGGCCAUGAUCACUUGGAUCACGGUGGAGCGCAUCCUGGACGGGGCCCCCACGUCCGUCGGUGCCAUGUCCGGCGCGGUGGCGGGACUUGUGAACAUCACCCCGUGCGCCGGCUUCGUGGAGCCUCUGGGUGCUCUGGGGGUUGGGGCUAUUGGUGCCCUGUGUUGCAUCUUCGCCGCUCGCGGGCUGAAGAAGCUGAACCUUGUGGACGACUCGCUGGACUGCUUCAGCCUCCACGGAGUCGGAGGCUUUGCGGGCGCCAUCCUUGGCGGCUUCUUCGAUUCUGGGGAUGGCUUGAUCUACGGCAACGAUGGAAUGCUGCUUGUGAAGAACCUCGCCGGCGCCGUUUUCGGCGUUGUCUACUCCGCAGCCAUCACGGCGGUGAUCUUCUUCCUCAUGCGCCUCGUGAUGCGCAUGAGGGUCAGCGAGGAGCAGGAGCUGGAAGGCGAAGCGAUGUUUGCAAGCGUGUCGCCUGUGGCGGGUAAGUUCCUGGUUGCCUACGGCAAGAACGAGAACUCGGGCAAGCCCAACGCUUUCGGCGAGCACUCCCAGCGCUUCAAGCCCGAGGAGGCCCCGACGCUUCUGACAAGUGCCCCAGCCGCGGCUGCCACAGAGAAGCCCACUGCCACGGAGGUCUGA
Molecule: messenger RNA, 2787 nt
Organism: Symbiodinium natans
Lineage: Eukaryota; Dinophyceae; Suessiales; Symbiodiniaceae
Source: the annotation of a GenBank genome assembly